AUGUUACCACAUAUUCAAGAUAUCACUCCAUCAGACGCAAUACGUAGUUUACUACCACACCCAAAUGGCACAUAUAUUGUACGACGUUCAACAUCAAAUGAUGAGAUAAUUGAAAAGAUUGAUUACAAAAGGAAUUCAGAGGUAGAACCUUCUACCUUUACAUCUCCUUCUCUUAUCUUAUCAGUACGUGUCGAUGAGACUGUCUAUAAAAAUCAUGUACGUCACUAUGGAUUAUGUUGUACUGAUCCAAAUAUUCUUGAGGAUAUAUUAAAAAAAUAUAAGCAAAAGCAAUGUUCGCCUAAAAUUAGGCCAUUUACACCAUUAAAAAAGGAAUUGGUUGUUCCGCCAAACGAUGCAGAGUGGCGUAUAGAUCAAAAACAUAUUCAUGAUAUUGAUUUUGGUCGAUUACUUAAUCCAGGUCAACAUAAUUCUGGAAUAUCUACAGCAAUCUGGAAAUGUCGUGAUCAACAUGAUAUCAAAGUAUUUAUCAAACGUUUCAAAAAAGAACAAUCGCAUUUCAAUCAAGAACUUUCUUUGUUAAAAGGUUUAUGUUAUCCCCUUAUCAUUACAUGUUAUGGACAAUAUUCCGAUAAAGAGUAUAGUUAUUUAGUAUUUGAAAACGGUGGAGAAUCAUUAGAAUCUCGUUGUCGGCGAAAACAAUUAUCAGCCACAAACAACUGGAAAUUUAUAGCAAAUGUUGGUUUUCAAGUUGCUAGUGCUAUGAUAUAUCUGAGAGAAAAAAAUAUUGUUCAUCGAGAUUUGACGGCAGGUAAUGUUCUUAUAAAUUCACAUAAUCAUGUACGUAUUGCUGAUUUUGGUCAUGCAUUUAAAAAGGAAGAAGGAACAAAUACUCUCGAACGAGCAACAACAACUAACGGAGAAAAAUUUCAAUAUCGUUUUCUUCCACCAGAAUGUUUACCUGGUUCAAAAAGAAAAGAACCGAAUGAACCAACCACGAUUCCUUCAGAAAAUAUUUGUGCAAAAUUUACGAAUAAAAGUGAUGUUUGGUCGUUUGGUAUCGUAAUAAUACAAAUGAUGCUUCCCAAUCCAAGCAAACCAUAUCCGCUUAUCGAAGAUGACACAGAUAUACCAAAAUAUGUUAAAAGCGAUGCAAAAAUUCAUCCACAACCAGAUGAGUGUCCGGAGAAUAUGUAUGCAGUACUUCGACUUUGUUGGGAUUACGACGCCAAGGACCGUAUUUCAUUUGAUGAAAUUCGAGAACGAAUGUUAAAAUUAGAGGCAGUUUAUUUAUGA
Molecule: messenger RNA, 1254 nt
Organism: Adineta steineri
Lineage: Eukaryota; Metazoa; Rotifera; Eurotatoria; Adinetida; Adinetidae
Source: the annotation of a GenBank genome assembly